Messenger RNA from Amoebophrya sp. A25, 853 nucleotides. The record is from the annotation of a GenBank genome assembly. Lineage: Eukaryota; Dinophyceae; Syndiniales; Amoebophryaceae.
GCGUUUCUUCGUUCGGAGGGGUGGUACCUACUCCAGGAAGAGAUGCGCACAAUGGCUUUGCGGGAAUCGGAGCAAAAGGCGCCUCCUCUUCCACGUCUUCUACGAGUGUCGUUAAGCCUUGAUGCCCUAAUUCAUCUGGAGAAGCAUCAUCUUGAGAAGCACCAUGACCUUGGAAGGGUUUUAUAACAAGGGAGAAUGACUGCUGCAAUUAUACCAUAAGAACUUGGGGUGAGUUCUGUCGUAUCCUUGUUUUACAUACAAGGGAAAACCUGAUCUGUACCAAGAUGCUCUUCAGGAUGUGAAUAUGGUUAAGGUCUAACGUUCGUUCCUCGUCUUUUAUGGGAGCGGGAGGACACCACACCACUGCAUCAGCAACAGGAGGUACGGCGACAGAGGAAGACAUCUACUAAAAUGUGAAGAUCACUCAUAGAUACUGCUCAAGUAGACUGCAGUCAACUUCCAACCGAGGAAGAUAUCUAAAAUGUGAUAAAUUGCGGCAGAGGAAGAUAUCCAUUGCUCAAGACUCUUUCUAGUCAACUCGAGUAUUCAAAGUACCUAAUCAGACAACAAGCAAAUAUGAUGGUUUACUGCUCCUGUUCGUAGAUACAUAAUCUAGUCUGUGUACUUAUCAUACAUAGAUUCACAUGUAAAUGCUUGUCAGACCAUCCGGCAUUUAAUCAGUGUUUGCUACUGCGAUACCACUACCCAGAAGAUCUUUCUUUCCUGCUUCUAUACUGCCUAGAAGCUCUCCUUUCCAGGUUUUGAGUAAAAGGAUCUUUGUUCUUUCAUGAAAGGGAAUAUAUCUCAGCACUAUGGUUUUGCACAUCAGCAGCACCACGAUAGUGGGCAGGCG